AUGCAGGGCAAAGCAAACCGGGCCUUGGGGCCCCGCGGCGGUGCAGCUCUAGGAAGGCCGAAGAAGGUUGGGGGCUGGGGCGAGGGAGAGUACGUGGGUACCAAAAUCCGAGCGAGCCACACACACACCCGGUUCCCGUUGGGGGAAGAUGCAGGAGCCCGAACAGCGCGGGAGCUGCCCUAUAGGCUGCGCCCCACGCAAUUCCCCAAGCCGGAGCAGGUGAAGUCUCUGAAGAAUUUGGAGACUGUUGCGGCCCCGCUGCUGUUCUGGCCCGCAGCCUGCGGAUUGGGGGCGUAUCGCUCCCUGGAGUUCCGCAGGCCUGAGCCGCAGCUGGGCCGACGCUGGGAAGACAGGUGUGUGCUGCCCAACCCCGGAGCACGGGGAAGCGUCUGGGAACGAGAUAGGAACGCCCGGGGGCUAGUCCGUCGGGAGGAAUCAUCUGGCAUUCAAACAGCUCCGAGGUCUGUUGCUGCAGAUCGGUCCGCGCCGCGGGAGCCAGAGGAGAGCCAGGCCAGACCCGGCAGACGCGCACGCCACCCAGCGCCGGCUGGCGCAGGUCUCAGCCCGGCGUUCCUUCCCUCAUUUAGGCAGAACACUUAG
Molecule: messenger RNA, 600 nt
Organism: Rangifer tarandus platyrhynchus (Svalbard reindeer)
Lineage: Eukaryota; Metazoa; Chordata; Mammalia; Artiodactyla; Cervidae
Source: the annotation of a GenBank genome assembly